GCUGAGCUUUUUUGCUAGACAUGGGGCGUCCGACUCAUUUGACUCCUUUACAUCCAUCAAAUCACGUGGCCACCACACUUGGUGAUUUGCUCCAUAAACAAAAACUCUGAAUUCCAGUCAUUUCAGAUCUACAGCAUUUUCACUUUCUUUUUUAAUUUUAUUUUCCUUCAAUCCAAUUCCAAACUGCUUUCUCAUUUUGAUUCUUCUUUCAUUGCCUCAUCCACAAACCCUAACUUCAAUCAUCGCCGUCUUUUCACGAAUUUGUAAUAUCUUUAAUCUUAAAAAAAAUCUAAUCCAAAUCCCAGAAUGAAAGAAAGCAAAUCAGUCAAAUUUAAUCUUCAACAGCACCAGAACGGUCACUUGUCUCCCUUCAAAUUCGCCAAGUUGUUGGAUCCAGAUGCAUCUUGGGACAAGGAUCAAUUGGGAGAUGUGUUGCAUUGGAUUCGACAAGUGGUGGCCAUUGUUUGUGGGUUGUUAUGGGGUGCUAUUCCGUUAGUUGGAGGCAUAUGGAUCGUUGUUUUUUUGCUGAUAUCAUCUGGGAUUAUAUAUGGUUAUUAUGCAAUGAUACUAAAGGUUGAUGAAGAAGAUUUUGGUGGCCAUGGAGCUCUCCUCCAAGAGGGGCUUUUUGCCUCAAUAACUCUUUUUCUGUUAGCAUGGAUUCUAGUAUACAGCUUGGCACACUUCUGAUUGGCUCGGAACAAUUGAUUUUGAGUAUGAACAUGUUAGCCUCUAAUACAUAGGAAAUCCUUCAUGAUUCCUGCUCUAUGGUUUGCAUACUUAAUGAUAAGCAAACUCUGAAGCAAUCUAUGUUUCAACGCCUCAUUAAAAAAAUUACUUUGGAGCAAUUGUAAUUUGGACCAUAAAAAUUACUUCUCUUGUGAGUUGUGAUGAAACCGCUUGGAAUCUGAUCAGAAAAGGGAUGGUAUCAUCAGCUCGGUUUUAGAUUAUAUAGCUUCAUUUGCAAGUGUUUUGUAUUUGAAGUAGAAAAAGCUGAUUCUUAUCUACAUAGUUUAAUGUACAAAUUGUUCCUUGAAUAUAUCAUUUUUCAUUUUGAUACUC
Messenger RNA from Mangifera indica (mango), 1059 nucleotides. Its product is annotated as respirasome Complex Assembly Factor 1-like. The record is from RefSeq and is a predicted model, not a curated record. The coding region runs from base 307 to 687 and encodes 126 amino acids. The transcript has 5 exons. Gene Ontology annotation, biological process: mitochondrial respirasome assembly. NCBI's taxonomy places the organism in Eukaryota, Viridiplantae, Streptophyta, Magnoliopsida, Sapindales, Anacardiaceae.